Macadamia integrifolia is the source of this 996-nucleotide messenger RNA. RefSeq lists its product as uncharacterized. The transcript is spliced from 4 exons. The record is from RefSeq and is a predicted model, not a curated record. Gene Ontology annotation, cellular component: Golgi apparatus. The coding region runs from base 161 to 685 and encodes 174 amino acids. NCBI's taxonomy places the organism in Eukaryota, Viridiplantae, Streptophyta, Magnoliopsida, Proteales, Proteaceae.
GUGGAUGCCAAAACCGGAAUUAAACUGAGUUUUAAUGUCAUAAAUAUCUCGCAAGGAACAAACGAUUCAUUUGCUUUGUCCGUAACAACAUUCCCAGCUUCGUGAGGCUUGCAGAAGAAACCGAGUCUAGAGAGAGAAAGAGAGAGAAUCAAGUGAAUCGAUGGCGAGGAAGCGAAAAUCUCAAGAGACUGAGCAGUCAAAUUCUGCGGCACCAUCACCAACAGCGGCCCCGGUGAAUCGCCGGGUAACGAGGAGCUCGGGAAAGGCUUCUGCUAUGGGAGUAGAGGCUUCAGUACCUGUGGUUUUACCAGAUGAGAAGCCGAAGAAACGAGAGAAGAAAGCGAAGAAGGUGUCAGUUACGGAGAGUGAAGAGAAUCAAGGUUCAGAAGUAACAGAUACUCCGUUGGAGGAGAUUUCUGGCUCGAAAACGAUUAUUAUUGAGCACUGCAAACAAUGUCAAUCAUUCAAGAAAAGGGCGGAACAGGUUAAGGGUGGCUUAGAGAAAGGUGUACCUGGUAUCAUAGUGAAAGUCAAUCCAGAGAAGCCGAGAAGGGGAUGCUUUGAGAUACGGGAGGAAGGUGGAGAGAAGUUUGUUUCACUUUUGAAUAUGACUCGUCCAUUCACAAAGAUGAAGGCACUAGACAUGGACAAAGUCAUCUCAGAUGUUAUUUUGAAAAUCAAAUGAUGCUCUUCUCAGCAUGGAUCUCGUCAGUGUAAGGAGCUCAGCGUGGAUGGAGUCAUCUCAGACAUUGUUAUGAUGAUUGAAUGGUGAGUUUUGGGCAUAGAAUAGAUCUUGUCUAUGCAACAAUGAUUUGUUUUUUGCCUUGGACAUUUUGUUUCAUUGGCUAUUGUCUCAUCAGCCACAACAAUGAUCUUGUGAGUGUUAUGUACCGAACAUGAUCUGAGCAGCCCCAAAUUCUUGGAUGUUUUUAGUGAGCUGUACCAACUAUUGUUGUCUCCAGUUGGAUUUGAAUGCAGAAAUCAUGUUGCUGUCUU